UUGGGGAUGGUGACAGUUUAGUCACGAUUCGUACUGGUGUUCGAUGAGUCAUGCGUCGCGGCUUCGUGAACAAUCUUUUACUUGUUUAAUCUGCACUUAGUCUCAGCGACACACUCCCUCUUAUGAGUGACUUACCAUAGAAACGAUUAAUUAAUAAUUGUUGUUGAAAGGCAAAUCGAAAAAAGAUGAAAGACAUGUUUGUGCGUUGUAGAGCGUUGUGGAGAUCUUCGUUUGUUAGAAACGGACUCAGAUCGUGUUCACUAAAGGCUUUGUGCACGAGAGUUGUGCACGAUGCCGACACCAUUUUCGCAUUGUCAUCGGGACAUGGGAAGUGUGGAGUGGCGGUGGUGCGGGUCAGCGGCCCGGCCUCGGGUUUUGCCCUCCAGAGCAUAGCUGGCUUCAGACACACCCUGCCUGCUGCCCGUACCGCUCUUCUUCGCAACAUCACCGACCCCCAUUCCCAGGAGCUGCUUGACAGGGCGCUCGUCCUCUGGUUUCCAGGGCCUCGCAGUUUCACCGGGGAAGACUGCGCCGAGUUCCACAUACAUGGAGGCCCUGCGGUCAUCAGUGGAGUUUUGAAAGCCCUGGGCAGCCUACCAGGCGUACGAGCAGCAACGGCCGGAGAGUUCACGAGACGUGCAUUUCUCGCGGGCAAGCUCGAUCUGACUGAGGUGGAGGGCCUGGGGGACCUGAUUCACGCGGAGACUGAAGCUCAGAGAAGACAGGCUCUCCGACAGAUGGCUGGAGACCUAGCACGACUUUACCAGGAUUGGAGCCAGCAUUUGACGAGGUGUUUGGCUCAUGUGGAAGCCUUCAUUGACUUUGGUGAGGAUGAACUGAUUGAGAAUGAGGUCCUCAAUCAAGUGGACCACGGUGUGUCCCAGCUCCAGCUCCAAAUGGAGAGGCACCUGCAGGACGAGCGGCGUGGGGAACGACUCCGCAACGGAGUCCAGGUGGUAAUUGCAGGAGCUCCCAAUGCAGGAAAAAGCAGCCUCCUUAACCUGCUCUGCCGCCGUCCCGCAGCCAUUGUGUCUCCGGUCCCAGGGACAACCAGGGAUGUAGUAGAGACACACUUGGACAUUGGGGGAUUUCCUGUGGUGCUAAGUGAUACAGCUGGACUCAGAGAUACUGUGGACGGUGUGGAGAGAGAGGGUGUUCGUAGAGCCAGGGAAAGGGUGGACCUGUCUGAUGUUACCCUUGUGAUGUUGGAUUUGACGCAGCUUCCUAAAGACCACCAAAGUGUGCCCAGCUUCCUCAUGGACCACCUCAGAUCCACGCUUCUCAGUGGGGAGGACCUUAGGGAUUCCUUACAAAAGUUCCUUUUGGUUUUCAACAAGAGAGACCUUCUUCCUCAAGAGCAGCUGGAUAACAUACAGAAAACUAUCAUUCACAUGGAGGGUUUGCCCCCAGCCUGCUUACUCUCAUGCCAGUCUGGAGAUGGGUUUGACCAGUUUCUCAGAGUCCUGCAAAACAGAUUACAAACUUUGUGUGGAGACCCCCUGGUUGGUUCCCCAAGUCUGACCCAAGCUCGGCACCGUUCUCAUCUGCAGCAGAGUCUGAGGGCUCUGGCCCAGUACCAUCAAUACCGUGAUCUGGAUCUGGCACUUUCUGCAGAAGGGCUCCGAUUGGCUCUUGCUAGUCUAGGCCGAAUCACUGGCAAAGUGGGCCCUGAGGAAAUUCUGGACAUUAUCUUCAGAGAUUUCUGCAUAGGAAAAUAGCCAAUGGGCCAAGACUUAUACCUGAUGAAUGCACAAAAUAUAAUUUAACAAUUUUGAUAUUUCACUUAUUUCAUCGUUGUGGUACAGCGAUGAUCUUGUAGAAAUAUGCUAAAGUCAGAACUACACCAAAGUGUUACACUUCUCAUACAUGCAUAUAUCCACAUGUAAAGAGAAAGGACUUUUCUAGAAAAAAUCCUUGGUUUUCUUUGUGUCCCUGCCUGUCUUCUUUAAAAUAGAUAUUUGUGCUUCCUAUGUGAUCUUUGCAUAUCUGCUUCCAGGUUUCUUCUCAUUGCACCCAGUGUUGGCAUGCAGCUGUCUGAGAACCACUUCACAGGGCUGCUCAGUAUGUGCCUUCCUCCUAUUUGGUGCUUAGGUCUAAUGCCACCCUUUCUUCAUCUCCUGUGUGGAAGAAAUUCAACACAACUCAAAGGACCUAAGAUAGAAGAGAGGGAAAGCAUCUUACUUUAUUUCACCCAACCUAGAAGGAGAGUCCCUGUCCCCUGUGUUGGAGUCUUGGCGGUCUCCCCAAGCAUCCAAUACACACAUGUUGGCUUUCUUUCUUGUGGUCAAUGCGUAUUCAGCUUAUGUAUGCUUCUGAUUUGUUCCUUAUCUACAUUUCCUAUAGGCUGAAGUAAGUUAUGCACAUCAUAUAGCAAGCACCCUACACCCCUUCAGUUUUAUCUCAAUCUGCCAACAUUAUUUAUUUUCUUGUUUUUCAGUUCCACCCAGCAUCAGUUACCCAUUACAGUUGGGGGUGCAGUUUUGGUAUAUCCUGUUUCUCGCAAAAUCACUUUCUGCAGCAGUUACAGAACACAUCAGCUGUGUUAAUGCAUACCAUCAUUUUUACUCCAUUUUCUUAUUUUCCUCUCACACCUGUUUUGAUAAAAUAGGAAGGUUGCUCUACACUAGGUGUCUUUGUCAUACCUGUCAUGAACAGAGGUUUGAUCACCUGUUGAAUCCCUCAGAACCCUUGUAGAGAUUUAAAGGUGCACUAGUUGUCUAAGAGUAGUUGGUUGUUUUCCUUUUGAAUGUGCUUUAGGUAGUGUGUUUAAUGAAGGUGUGUCAUACUAUGAAAAUCAACUGAGAAUUGGAUCUUAUGGAAACUGCAGUCAUCUCAAACAAACUAAUCCCUGUUGAUUUAACAUAAAUUUUAUUGUAACUUCUUUGUAACAAAAAAGGUGCACAAUCAACCAUCUUUGUCUCUCCCACUCACUUUACUGGGGUCAGCCUGGAGUCCUGAUUGCUCAUAGUGGAAAAACACUUGGCAUUAAACACAGGAUAUCCUUAGAGGAGGUGCCUUAAGCAGGUCCUGCUGCUAAUGGACAGCUGCCCUGUUUUCUCUGUUUCAUUUCUCUUCUUUCUAGCCUGUUUCCUCAUGUUUUCCUCCUAGCAGGAUGAAUAUAUAAUAAAACUGGCAGUCAAAACAGUGGUCACCACUCCAGCAAGGAGCUGAGAUGUUUGUUUCAUUGUCUCCAGACAAACGAUACCAGCGGCAGUGUCUUGGUGCAGAUCUUAUUUGGCAAUGAUUAAAUGAGGAGGUGAUUAGUUGAUCAAUCACCGGGAUGUUGGAAGCACAACCACUGUUGUAUUGUUUUGCUUUUAUUUGAAGUGACAUUUGAGUAUUGUAUGUAAUUAUAUACAUUUUUGUACAGACAAGAUUUUUUUACCCAAGACAAUUAGUAUAAUACAAUGUGUAUUGAUAGACACUGAAAAGAGA
Molecule: messenger RNA, 3435 nt
Organism: Scleropages formosus (Asian bonytongue)
Lineage: Eukaryota; Metazoa; Chordata; Actinopteri; Osteoglossiformes; Osteoglossidae
Gene: gtpbp3
Product: GTP binding protein 3, mitochondrial
Exons: 9
Coding region: 186-1718 (510 amino acids)
Biological process (GO): tRNA wobble uridine modification; tRNA methylation
Cellular component (GO): cytoplasm; mitochondrion
Molecular function (GO): GTPase activity; protein binding; GTP binding
Source: RefSeq, a predicted model, not a curated record